AUGGGCGGAAAUACUUCAUCAGGCCGCACCAUCCCGAAGGUCACGGUGACCUCGGCCGCCAGUGUGGACAAUUCCACCGUGUCAGCGACCCAGCUCAACAACAGCGAUAUACUGCAGCCAUCCAGCGCGGAGAAACCUAGGAAGAUUGUCUGUGGAAUCAUCACCACCAUAACUCUCGCGGUAACUUUCGUGGGAUUUACAGUUCUGGCGAGAAGAACGUUUGUGUUGUAUACGACAUUCCAGGCACCGUUUUUCUUGACCUACUUUUGCAGCAUCUGGCCAAUCAUAAUGUUCCCGGUGUGCAUUGUUGCGAAAUGGUUGCGAACGAGGGGGAAGUUGCCCAUUUCUUCUUCUUGGAGAGAAUAUAAAGCUGUUUUCAGCGAACACGACACCUACCGUCCUCUGAGUAUCAUCUGUAAGUGUGUUGCCUUCAGCUUCCUGUGGGUUGGACCAUGGUACAUGUUUAUACGCGCGUUAGGCAUGAUCUCGGUGCUGGAUGUGGUCAUCUUAUCGGCUACGUACCCUUGUUUUAUGUAUCUGUUCUCAUGGACGCUGCUCUGUAAUACAUUCAUAGCCUUCAGGAUAGUGGCUAUCCUCAUCUCGGUGACGGGUGUGGUCAUCAUGGUCCAUGGGAGUCCGGAGGGUUUUGACCACGCCUCUCUCUGGACGUGGGGGGCCGCCAUGGCCGCAGUGUCCGCCAUGGCCGGAGCGUUUCAAAAGAUGACAAGCAGCCUAUUUUUAGAUGAAGCACCGUUGUUGGCUGCCUACAAAUCAUAA
Lingula anatina is the source of this 777-nucleotide messenger RNA. RefSeq names its product solute carrier family 35 member F3-like. The record is from RefSeq and is a predicted model, not a curated record. Lineage: Eukaryota; Metazoa; Brachiopoda; Lingulata; Lingulida; Lingulidae.